Messenger RNA from Mya arenaria, 1772 nucleotides. RefSeq names its product neuroglian-like. The transcript has 11 exons. Lineage: Eukaryota; Metazoa; Mollusca; Bivalvia; Myida; Myidae. The record is from RefSeq and is a predicted model, not a curated record. The coding region runs from base 81 to 1772 and encodes 563 amino acids.
ACAAGCAUUUCCUUAUAUAAAGUGAAUGUCUGAUUUAUUUUUCUUUGUCAAAAUACUGCGACAGAAAGAACAGAUAAGCUAUGACUGUCGUAGCAAUUCUGUGUUUGCUGUCGGUAGCUUACACCGUAGCAAGGCCACCAAAUAUGGUAAAGCAUCCAGAGAAGAAUAUUUGGUACAAGCCUGGAGAGUCGGUGGAAAUAGCCUGUAUUGCCGAUGGUAUUCCCAAACCUGUUUAUCGAUGGAAGCGAAACGAGAUAGAUUUCACUCCCAGCAGAAAUGACAAUCGUGUGGUUCAGCUGCCGGGUCAAGGCACACUUGUGUUCAACACACCCGAAGACAAAGAUGAGGGAAUAUAUCAGUGCUUUGCUGAUAAUGGUUACGGUGUUGUUGUCUCCGUCCAAGUCAAAUUUCGAGAGGCCAAACUGGCCCGAUUUCCAUAUGAGGAAAAAAAAGUAGCCUAUGCAAUGGCUGGUACAGCGUUGACCUUGCCAUGUACGCCACCCCAGAGUUAUCCCCAGGCCGACAUUAGCUGGGUGAUCAAGGACCACGACAGUUGGCAUACUAUCGAAUUCGAUAAACGCGUCAGUAUGGACCUCGAAGGUCGAUUGCGAAUCACAAACGUGAAGGAAUUCGAUGAGCAAGGCGGAAGGGCAUAUUCAUGUAUGGUUAUCAACGAUUUCCUGAGAGAAAAUGCCAUCGGACCAGAGCAUGAGAUCAGUGUUUUUGGAUCUACUGAAGAGAAGCACGCGGCGUCUGAGUUGUGGACAUCUCCAAGUGAUCAGGUUUUCCUGGUUGGCUCCACUCUGAUACUCAAGUGUAUCUUCUCCGGAAAUCCCACUCCGGAUGUGUACUGGGAGAGAAUCGAUGGAAGCCUGCCAGACCGAGCCGUCAUCAAGAGUUACGGCCAGGAGCUUCUGGUCUACAACGUCCAGCUUUCUGACGCCGGCCAGUACAAGUGUAUGGGUCACAAUAUAGAGUCACAGCAGAAAGCUGAAAAGGAUUUCAAUGUCCUUGUGGAAUCCGCGCCUCAUUGGGUAAUCGAACCUCGGAACCAAGUAUUGAUGCCAGCUGAAACAGCGUCAUUUAUAUUCCGGGCGACCGGUCUGCCAGAACCCGAAUACACAUGGUACAUCAACGGCGUUCCCCUCGAAGACAACGCUGCUCAGGGUGUUAUGGGUACGAGGGAUCCCCGUAUCUACAACAAUCCUCGCUUCUUUAAGAUCGCCAAAUACAACAUCAUACUGGCGAACCUGACGCUUGCAGACCACAUGAACAUUCAGUGUAACGCCAGUAACAGAUACGGAUAUAUUUUGGCCAACGUCUACCUGGAUGUAAAAGCUAAAAAAAGAAAAAACGCCCAACGACCCUGCAUACAACAGACCGCACCUAAAUCUACAGCCCCCGUGCUAUCUGUCCGACCCUGCAUACAACAGGCCGCACCUAAAUCUACAGCCCCCGCGCUAUCUGUCCGACCCUGCAUACAACAGGCCGCACCUAAAUCUACAGCCCCCGCGCUAUCUGUCCGACCCGCAUACAGCAGGCCGCACCUAAAUCUACAGCCCCCGCGCUAUCUGUCCGACCCUGCAUACAACAGGCCGCGCCUAAAUCUGCUGCCCCCGCGAUAUCUGUCCGACCCUGCAUACAACAGGCCGCACCUAAAUCUGCUGCCCCCGCGAUAUCUGUCCGACCCUGCAUACAACAAGUCGCACCUAAAUCUACAGCCCCCGCGCUAUCUGUCCACCACUGACAUAUUUCGCUCAGUAUCAAACUGA